Messenger RNA from Hibiscus syriacus, 1247 nucleotides. Its product is annotated as 8-hydroxygeraniol oxidoreductase-like. The coding region runs from base 75 to 1199 and encodes 374 amino acids. Gene Ontology annotation, molecular function: zinc ion binding; S-(hydroxymethyl)glutathione dehydrogenase [NAD(P)+] activity. The record is from RefSeq and is a predicted model, not a curated record. The transcript is spliced from 7 exons. Gene Ontology annotation, biological process: formaldehyde catabolic process. Gene Ontology annotation, cellular component: cytosol. Lineage: Eukaryota; Viridiplantae; Streptophyta; Magnoliopsida; Malvales; Malvaceae.
AGCCACGGCUAUAAAUAACUUUUCUAAUCUCUUUCUCUUAGAACCAAAACUCCAUUGAUAAGCUGCUCCCAACCAUGUCGACGACAAACUCCAAACCCAUAACAUGCAAAGGAAUUGUAAGUUGGGGAAAAGAUGAGGAAUUGAAGGUGGAAGAGAUCCAAGUUGAACCACCAACAUCAUUUGAAGUUCGACUUAAAAUGCUAUAUGCCAGUGUUUGUCACUCUGAUAUAUUGUUUGCCAGUGGAUUUCCAAUCCCAUCUUUUCCUCGGGUAAUGGGUCAUGAAGGAGUGGGGGUGGUAGAGAGCAUUGGAGAGGGAGUGAGUGGCUUAAGAGAAGGAGAUCUUGUGAUUCCAACCUAUAUAGGAGAGUGUAAAACAUGCGAUAAUUGCAUGUUGGAUAAGACCAAUUUAUGCUUAAAAUACCCAUUAAGCUACAAUGGGUUAAUGGUGGACGGCACUUCGAGGAUGUCCAUAGGAGGUCAAACUGCCUACCAUGCAUUUACAUGCUCAACAUGGUGCCAAUACACAGUUAUCAAUGUCAACUUUGUUCUCAAGAUUGACCCACAAGUUCCACUCUCCGAUGCUAGCUUCCUUUCAUGUGGUUUUUCAACUGGAUAUGGGGCCGCUUGGAAGGAAGCCAACGUUGAAAAUGGCUCAUCUGUUGCUGUUUUCGGCCUUGGAGCUGUUGGGUUAGGGGCUAUCAACGGAGCCAAAAGUGGAGGUGCUAAUAGAAUAAUUGGUAUAGAUAAUAACCCAAGAAAAGAAGCAAAGGGGCGAGCUUUUGGGAUGACGGAUUUUAUAAACCCUGAUGAAUCUGAUAAAUCUAUACAAGAAUUAGUGAGAGAAUUAAGUCUAGGAAUGGGCGUUGACUACAGCUUUGAAUGCACUGGAGUUCCACUCCUCAUCAACGAAGCAAUUCAGUCCACAAAACCGGGAGCAGGAAAAAUCAUACAGAUUGGAGCAGGAGAGAUGAAUGUAAGCAUAAACAUGUUAGGGAUUCUCAUGGGAAGAACACUGAAGGGAUCAGUUUUCGGAGGGCUCAAAGCCAGAUCCGACCUUCCAAUCAUAUACGAAAAAUCUAAAAACAAAGAAAUCCAGCUUGAUGAACUUUUGACUCACGAGAUUAAGCUGGAAGACGCUACCAAGGCUUUUGAGUUGACGAAGCAACCCGAUUGUGUCAAGAUUCUGAUCAACAUUUGAUCCAUAAUUAUGACAUAUAUAAAGCAAAGUACUGUCUUGGUUGCUCUU